Colletotrichum phormii is the source of this 1503-nucleotide messenger RNA. RefSeq lists its product as uncharacterized. Lineage: Eukaryota; Fungi; Ascomycota; Sordariomycetes; Glomerellales; Glomerellaceae. The record is from RefSeq and is a predicted model, not a curated record. Bases 1 to 1503 code for a protein of 500 amino acids. Gene Ontology annotation, molecular function: CoA-ligase activity. The transcript is spliced from 4 exons.
AUGUUGUUCGUUCACGACGAAUCCCUCCCUCAGCUGCCAAGCAUUCCGGACACAGUGCCCCUCUGCGACUUCAUGUUCGAUGAGCAAUAUGGACGGCACCCAGUUGCGAAGUCACUUGACUCCUACACUUGCGGGUUGAGUGGUUACAGUAUCUCGGCCAGAGAACAGAAAGCCCGCGUUGAAGCCUUUGCGAGAUCAUUAGCCCAGGAAUUAGGAUGGAGUGUCAACCAGGGGAGUGAGUUUGACAAGGUGAUUGGCAUUUUUGCCCUUAACACUGUGGACGUCAUGGGGUUGUCUUGGGCCGUCCAUCGUGUGAACGGCGUCUCUUCUCCUGCAAACGCAAUGUAUAACGCAGAGGAGCUCACACACCAGCUCGUGACCUCGAAAUGCAAAGCGCUUUUCACCGUCCAGUCUCUUCUCCCCAUUGCAUUGAAAGCUGCAAAAGCUGCCGAAAUUCCAGAACACUGCGUAUAUCUCUGCGAUAUGCCUGGCCAACAGGAAGCGAAGCGCUCAAAAUAUAAAACAGUUGCAGAGCUUACUCUUCACGGCCAAAGCUUGCCAGAACUUGAGCCAAUCAAAUGGAAGCCCGGUCAAGGACAAAGACAGACUGCGUUUCUUUGCUACUCCAGUGGCACCUCUGGCCUACCGACCGAGACGCUAUUUCUCCGGGGCAUCGCGACAUCGGACUUGGCCUCCUACCUCAGUCCCACAUCUACAUCCUCAACAUACCGGGGCGACUCGGUGAUCGUGCUCCCAAGGUUUGACUUGCACACAUAUCUCCGCACAAUCGAUAAAUUCAAGAUCAACACCCUCUAUUUGGUUCCGCCGCUGAUUAUCGCAAUGAUCAACAGUUUCGAAACACUACGGAAAUACGACCUAUCAUCUGUCAAGCGGGUGUGGGUUGGAGCGGCACCGUUAGGGCUGGAGGCAACCAAUGCGCUGCUCUCCGCAUAUCCCUCAUGGAAGAUAACUCUUGGGUACGGCAUGACAGAAACCUGCGUUGUCGUCACUUCCGGCACGCCAAGAGACAUCGUCGUCGGCAGUUCUGGCUUAGUAUUGCCGGGUUUCGAGAUUAUGCUCGUGGGUGCUGACGACAAGCCUGUCAACAAUUACAAUGAGCCGGGCGAGGUGUGGGUGAAGUCGCCAAGUGUUGUGCUCGGUUACCUCAACAACGAGUCUGCAAACCGCGACACUUUCGUCGAUACCGAGAACGGCCGUUUCAUCAAGACAGGAGAUGUUGGGGAGAUGCGGAAGGCUCCUAGCGGGAAGGAGCAUCUCUGGAUCGUGGACCGAAUCAAGGAACUCAUCAAAGUCAAGGGUCAUCAAGUUGCUCCGGCUGAGUUGGAAGCGUGCCUAUUGGGCCAUGCAAGCGUCGCAGAUUGUGCCGUCAUUUCUGUGCCAGACGAUCGUGCCGGUGAAGUCCCGAAGGCUUACAUCGUCAAAUCAGAGCCAUGUUCCGCCAAGGAAGUUCAGGAGUACGUGCAGGCCAGGAAAGCACCCUAA